Molecule: messenger RNA, 396 nt
Organism: Parnassius apollo (apollo)
Lineage: Eukaryota; Metazoa; Arthropoda; Insecta; Lepidoptera; Papilionidae
Source: the annotation of a GenBank genome assembly
AUGGCGGUAAAUAGUGCCACGUCCUUCGUAUUAUCCAGCAUUCUUACCCUUUUGAUAUUUUCUGGAAUGCAAAUGUAUAAGCCAAUUCUGAUAAAAUCACCAAUAACAAUCAUAUUUGGAGGCUACCUUGGAUCACUUAUGUUUAUGUUUAUUGUGACAGCAGUUGGAAACCUAGAAGCUACUUUGUUUGGUAAGAAUUUUCAACUGAAACUUCCAGAAAUUGUUUUAUCAAUGGCAAUAUCACUCAUUGCAGCCGGCAUGGUUCAUAGGAUUUGUUUUACAACAUGUUUAAUAUUUUCUCUUAUAACUAUCUACUACAUGAACAAGCUGUCACAGAAAACAUAUGUUGCUGCUGUUCCUGCUGCCGUUCCUGUAAAAUCUCGCAGACAUAAAUAA